UUUAAAUUAGUUGGUUAAUCGUAACCAUAUAGUCGGUUCUCGGUUAUUUUGUCGGUUAACCGGAUAACAGUUAACCAAGUGAUUCAACGUGAUUAUACCAAACACUAUUCAAUAACCUGGCCGGUUGGGUUGCCGGGUUAAGUGGGUUGGUUAGCCAUUUUUUUAUUAUUAUUUACACUGACGUGUCUUGCUGACGGGGAGAUCUAGGACGAAAUUUUGGACGGAAUUGGAAGGAUUUACUAUUUUGUUAUUCAUUCAAACUUUUGUUACCGAAACGUACUAAACUAAAGGAUUGUGACCGUUUUAUACAAAGUGAAUAAUUUUGUGACGAUUUAUGAUAACUACCCGGAUUAUACUAUAUAGUGAGAGACACCUAUCUCUUUGGGUUUGCCUAGUGUCUACUUUCCUGCUCGUUAGGAAACACGUGUAGUGUGUUGACUAUUUCACAUUUCUUCGGUGGCCAAUUAUGAAAUUUUCCAUUGUAUGAUUCGGUGAUAACGCCGCAUAUGGCCAACCGUUACUCUAUGUUCUCCAGCUAGCCCACCGUGUUACAUUACACCACCACCCAACCAAAAGUUAUCGUCUAGAAGAACCUCCACCCAGCCAAAAGUACAACUACUACAAUUUGAGGUCGUAUUAUGGGCCAACCGUGGAUUACAUUGGGCUGGGCCGAUCUCCGCUACUAUGGGCGCAUGGCCCAUCCGGUCAACGUGGGCGAAAUAAACAGUGUCAGCGGAAGAAGAAGAAAUGGACUGGGGUCAAAUAUCGGUGAUUGGGAAUUGAGGACGACGCCAUCUGUCCAUCAUUCCCACGCUCCCCAAUACUUAUUCUGUGCCGACAGCGCUCUCCCCCCACGAUCCAAAUCGAUUGCUUGCUUGUUUAUCAAAUCAGCCGGCCAAGCAGACCAAACCGGAUCCCAAAUCUAACCCAUAACCCAAACCAAAUCAUGCUACUCAAUCUGCCCGCCUACUCCCAGUGGCCAAUAGUUUCGCUUGCAAGCUACGGUUGUUCACAAGGUUGAGAGAAAUGAGAGAAAGGAGAGAAAGGAGAAAAAUGGAUCGAAAGCCUGAGCCUGAGGUUCAAAUGUCUGCGUCUGUCAUCUUCAUCAACCAAUCCACUUCCCAAAUAAAUGCACCAUGCCAUUUCUUCGUUGAUACGACGAGCUUAAAUUAGUAACAAAAAGCGACACAAUUUAUUUCUACCAGCUCACAUCUCAGCCGUAUAAAUCAAAUCCAACGGUGUGUAAACCACGGCCAUUUCAUGAAAUAAAUAUUUUAAACAAAAAGGAAAAUAAUUAAAUUCGGUUGCCCUCUUCUGAUAAUCAUAAUCCGCAGCAUCAACUAACUGCAAGCUCUCUACUCGUUUGCUCUCUCUCUCUCUCUCUCUCGCCUCUCGGUCUCUCCCGCUUCGCUCGGCCGACUCCGGUCUCUUCCGUUCCGUAGAAAUUUUCGGAUUUCCUUCUUCCGGUCUCCUCGAUUUCCCGCUCCCGUUGCUGUGCAUUUCGCGGUUGCCAGCUGAGCUCGCCGCCGGCGGUUUCGUUUCGGGGCAAAUCUAGCACUUCUUCGCCGGUCCGAUUUGCAGUGCGAGGAGUAGUCUGAUUGCUAUCGGAUCUGCGAGACGCACUUCGAUACGCUCCGGACUGAGAUGCGCGUUGAUUAGCGAGUGAGAUCGCUACCAAUUGCGCUUCGAAGCAGCCGUACUCAUGGCGAUCUCUAGUCCUAUCACUCCCGGCCAGGUCUCCUUUUUCCUUGGAAUCAUUCCUGUGUUCGCUGCGUAUAUCUACUCAGAGUUUCUGGAGUACAAGAGAAAGAGAGUAACCAAAGCGCACUCGGAUAUCAGUUUAGUGGAAGUGGGGCUCGAUGUGGUCAAAGACGAUGAUAAAGCUGUUCUGUUGGAAGGAGGGGGCCUUCAAUCCGUCUCUCCUGGGGCUCGUAACUUGCAUUCUUCAUCUCCGAUAUUCAGGUUCCUUUUGAUGGAUGAGCAGUAUUUGUUGGAUAAUCGAUUGAAUCUUAGAGCAAUAUCCGAGUUUGGUUUCCUUUUGGUGUACUUUUACCUUUGCGACCGCACUGAUGUCUUUGGCUCUUCAACAAAGACCUACAACCGGGAUCUUUUCUUGUUCCUCUACUUCAUUCUCAUCAUUGUUUCAGCCAUUACUUCUUUCACGAUACACCAUGAUAAGUCACCGUUCUCUGGAAAACCCAUUCUUUACUUGAACAGACAUCAAACCGAGGAGUGGAAAGGCUGGAUGCAGGUUCUAUUUCUGAUGUACCAUUACUUUGCUGCAACGGAGCUGUAUAAUGCAAUCCGAGUGUUUAUUGCUGCAUAUGUCUGGAUGACUGGAUUCGGGAACUUCUCCUAUUACUACGUGCGCAAGGAUUUUAGUCUUGCCAGAUUUGCACAGAUGAUGUGGCGGCUUAAUUUCUUGGUCAUAUUCUGCUGCAUUAUUCUCAAUAACAGUUACAUGCUAUACUACAUUUGCCCAAUGCACACUCUCUUCACUCUUAUGGUGUACGGGGCCCUCGGUAUUCUGCACAAGUACAACGAAAUCGGAUUAGUCAUUGGAGCAAAGAUCAUUGCAUGCUUCUUGGUCGUGAUUUUCAUAUGGGAAAUUCCUGGAAUAUUUGAGAUCCUCUGGGGCCCAUUCACUAUAUUUCUUGGUUACACUGAUCCUGCAAAACCUAAUUUACCACUCUUGCAUGAGUGGCAUUUCCGCUCUGGGCUUGAUCGUUAUAUCUGGAUAAUUGGAAUGAUUUAUGCAUACUAUCAUCCGACAGUAGAAAGGUGGAUGGAGAAGCUGGAAGAAAUGGAAAUGAAACGUAGAAUAUCAAUAAAAGUUGCUGUGUCUUCAAUUGCAUUAACGGUGGGAUAUCUGUGGCUUGAGUAUGUAUAUAAGUUGGACAAGAUUACAUACAACAAAUUCCAUCCUUACACCUCAUGGAUACCAAUAACUGUAUACAUUGUUCUGAGGAAUGUCACCCAGUACUUCCGGAACUUCAGCCUGACCCUUUUUGCAUGGCUUGGAAAAGUCACCCUGGAGACUUACAUUUCUCAGUUCCAUAUCUGGUUGAGAUCAAGCACCCCAGAUGCUCAACCAAAAUUACUGCUAUCUCUGAUCCCAGACUAUCCGCUGCUUAACUUCAUGCUUACUAGUGUGAUAUAUGUUGCGGUUUCAUACAGACUCUUUGAGCUGACAAAUACAUUGAAGAUUGCUUUUGUGCCCAGCAAAGACAAUAAGCGGCUGGUGCACAACAUUAUAACUGCCGCAGUUCUUUCCACUGCUCUGUACUCGCUGGGCUUUAUAUUUCUGAGAGUUCCCCAGUUAAUGGUUUAAACUUAACGGGCCACCACGCAGAGUUCCAAAUAGGAACAUUAUAUGCUUGUUCUCGCAUCUUUGCUUCUUGUGCAAAGAAUCUGAGCUGCUAAGAAGGAAGGAAUUGUGCCGCUCUUGACUGCUGAGCCAGUAUUUUGGUUUGAAGAUUUUCUACCUUUGUAUAGGUAACAAGCAAGGUGAGUAUAUGAUCUCCAAAGAGAAGAGGUCCCCCUGUAUUUUGCCCCCUUUCCUUCUCGGGUCGAUUAAGUGUAGCUGUGAUAGUACUCCAAAAUAUACUUUGUUGGGUUGAGCUAUAAGAAUCAGAGUCUGUAUGUCAUACAAAGUAUGCAUUCGCGUUAUUCAUUCUUUCGUUCAUCGCAAUCCACUAGUGGUAUCAUUGCCCGAAUUCGUGUUUCGUACAACGUCCUAGCUAGAUUUAAACUUAAACCGAGGAAAUACAAUUUUCUUUAUCUGAUGUUCUUGUCUGAAUAAAGAUGAGUUAUCAGCAAUAAUCCUAUCUAAUGGUGUAUGGAUCCUAGGUUCAGGUCAACCGUUCCCUUGAUACGUUACUACUCUACUGGGAAAGAAACUAACAUACCCAAUGAUAAAUUCGCACAUACUUCUUAACUAACCAUUUCCCUAGCCCAAUCUGCCACCUCGAGAUACUUCGGAAUAAAGAAAAGGGAAAGAAGAGGAAAGCCUCAAGAAUCAUGGAAAACAUUUCAUCAGCCAGAAUGCAACAACUCCGAUUCCCCCAGUUUUAUCAAAUAAAAGCUACCAAACUAAGACGAGCAAAACCAAAGUGAUUCCCACUGUGGUAUUUUGCACUCUGGUACAGGGUCCUUGUAACCAUCAGAGAACUCCGCCUGCUACUGAAUAUCCAUCCAUCCAUCCAUCCAUCCAUCCUUCCGCGCUUAAGAUGGGAUGAAAUGUACUCCGCGAUCAGAAUAUGUGCACAAUGUCGUAUGCAAAUCUGUUAUCACGUCAAGGAACAAUACAUAUCUACCUUGCUAAUGUGCUGCUUCCCAACAAUUGUAAAUAUGGCAUGGCAGAGAGGUCUAUAUCUGGUCGCCAACAGUUUGAAUGUCGAACUGUUGCUGUAGAGGAUCUUACUCAGUUAACUAGCAUACAUCGGAUUUGCCCAUGAUUUAUAUUUUAAUUCUCACGUUGGGUUUAACUAGCAUGCCAGACCUAUCAUGUAAUGAAAGAUGACGUGACAA
Molecule: messenger RNA, 4530 nt
Organism: Linum trigynum
Lineage: Eukaryota; Viridiplantae; Streptophyta; Magnoliopsida; Malpighiales; Linaceae
Source: the annotation of a GenBank genome assembly